AUGUCUCCAGGAUCCUACCAGUGGAACAAGGGCCAAGUUGUGAUCCUCCAGCAUUAUUUUGUUUCUGGUGCUGGGGUGAUGCUGCUAGCUGCUAGCAUAGCAUACACAAUUUCUACAUCCCUUGCUCUCUUCUUGCAUGUUCUCUGCUACCAUGAUGACUUCACUAACAACACAUGCACAUUUUUUACCAAAGACUUCAACCUUCCCCAUACUCCAGAACCAAAUCCUCCACAGUUGGAAGGAGAAUACUUUGGGAUGGAUGAUGAUCUUGAGUGGCAAGGGCUCAAUGGCCAGAUGAACUUCAAUGAUUGUGGUGAUCUCACAGAUGAGGAGCAUUCAGAUGAUGGCAGGGACAAUGAUGGCUUCAAUGAGUGGGAACCUCCUCCAGCACAAGGGCCUCAUUCCACAUGCCUUAAUGGUAGUGAAUCCAGCAACUCAGAAUUACCUUGCAUCCCUGAUAUGCCAGAAGACUCAAACACUGAUAACAUCUAUGCUCCAUUCACCUCAAAAAUUGAUUGGGAAAUGGCUCAGUGGGCAAAAUUACAAGGUCCCAGUUCAACUGCAUUUUCAGAUCUUCUGUCUAUUGAGAGUACCCGAGAUCUUUGGGUCCUUGACAGUCUUACCCAUUGUCCCACUAUCUCCAUGACUUUGAAGCACAAGAAAGCUGCUGUCGCUCGUGCAUGA
Suillus subaureus is the source of this 684-nucleotide messenger RNA. RefSeq lists its product as uncharacterized. Bases 1 to 684 code for a protein of 227 amino acids. The transcript is spliced from 8 exons. NCBI's taxonomy places the organism in Eukaryota, Fungi, Basidiomycota, Agaricomycetes, Boletales, Suillaceae. The record is from RefSeq and is a predicted model, not a curated record.